Capsella rubella is the source of this 874-nucleotide messenger RNA. RefSeq names its product transmembrane protein 205. The transcript has 3 exons. NCBI's taxonomy places the organism in Eukaryota, Viridiplantae, Streptophyta, Magnoliopsida, Brassicales, Brassicaceae. Bases 66 to 707 code for a protein of 213 amino acids. The record is from RefSeq and is a predicted model, not a curated record.
GCGUCUUUGGGAUCUCAGCCAACAACAAAUUAAGAGAAAGAGUGAUCGGGAAACAAUCAUCGGCGAUGGGUUGGCUUACCAGUUUCAUAGUAGCGGUGGCGUUCUUAGCCGUCGGAGUUAUAUUCUCGCCGGAGACAUUCGGAUCGCUGUCAAAUGGAGAGAAUUCGGCGAAGCUUUCGAUCUUCCUGAAGCUAUCUCAUCUGCUCAGUUUCGCUACAGCUUGGGGAGCUGCUCUCUGGGCUACCUUCAUCGGUGGAAUCAUCAUGUUCAAGAAUUUGCCGAGGCAUCAGUUCGGUAAUCUCCAGAGCAAGAUGUUUCCAGCUUACUUCACUUUGGUUGGUUCUUGCUGCGCAAUUUCACUGUCUUCUUUUGGCUAUUUGCAUCCAUGGAAGUCAUCUUCUACAGUCGAGAAGUAUCAGCUAGGGUUCCUCCUUUCCGCUUUUGCUUUCAAUCUCACCAAUUUGUUUGUCUUCACUCCCAUGACCAUCAAUAUGAUGAAGCAAAGGCACAAAGUAGAGAGAGAAAACAACAUCGGAGAUGAAGUUGGUUGGUCCAAGAACAGGGAAAAGGCAAAGACUAUCCCAAAGCUAGCUGCCAUGAACAAGAAGUUUGGAAUGAUUCACGGGUUAUCAUCACUUGCUAACAUCUUCUCCUUUGGAAGCCUUGCUAUGCAUUCAUGGUAUCUAGCUGGGAAGUUGAAUCUCUAGUUUCCUCAUACCCAUCUUGUUACAAAGGUCUGAGCUUUUAUGCCCCCUAAUAAAAUCUCUUGCCUUUCUUCACCAAAAUCACCUUUGUAAUAUUAUAUGUCAGUUGGACAAGGCUCCAAACAUAUUUCUGUGAAAUCCUGAAAAUAAUUUAUGUGUGUUCCUUUGCU